This is a messenger RNA of Aricia agestis (brown argus), 3996 nucleotides long. Its product is annotated as glutaredoxin domain-containing cysteine-rich protein CG31559-like. The record is from RefSeq and is a predicted model, not a curated record. Bases 390 to 2291 code for a protein of 633 amino acids. NCBI's taxonomy places the organism in Eukaryota, Metazoa, Arthropoda, Insecta, Lepidoptera, Lycaenidae. The transcript is spliced from 5 exons. Gene Ontology annotation, biological process: sensory perception of sound.
GUCACCUGUAGAUGACGCACGCGCGUGCGCAGUGACCUCAUUGGCCAAUUUGAAUUUUAUUACGAGCGUUAAAGAACCAACCUGACCAAUUGCGUUCGACUUGUCGCUUUGAUUUCUUUUUCACGACUUACAAGUGUGUUCCGUUAUUGUGUUUGUGACAUUGAAAACUGCUGUGAUAGUUUUUUUUUUAUUUAUCUUAUAAAUAUUGGAAUGUCUUAACACUUUUAAGGUAAACUGAGUGACGUAAAGAGGUCGCCCGUGCGGAUUGUUGACCUACACACGAUCGGUUACCGGAAGCAUUAUGCCUUAUACGUCCCCGACGAUCUAAAGUACGAGCCGCACUUGAAUAUCGACCGGAAUGAAAUAAUUAUGCCAAUAGACUGAUCACGAUGGAGGAGGUGACGACGCGUGCCAAUCUCGAGUACAUCUCUCUGACCCCCAAAAGUCAGAGAACUGGAUCUACAACUUUUACGCAGAUAACUAGCGAUGACUCUCAGCGGGUGAACGGAUUCGAUAACCAGUCCGACAUGGACUCUCUAAGUUCGAUGCACUCUCUUGUCCUUAAUUCGAAAUCGCCAUCUGCAACGGUAUUCGUAGCGGCGACCCAACCAGAGCGACCCGUGAACACGUCUAGCGUAGACGCACUCGCCAACAACGGUCCCCACGUGGUCACGAUCAGGAUCAACACCGACGCCGACAAGUCGCGGGCGCCGAAGAUUUCUAGCGUCCACCUGAAGAGCGAGGUGGACUUCGAGCCUAUCAAAUAUGAGACUAGCAAGAAAAGCCUGAUCACACUAAACGUUGAAGAGAGUCGACCGAAAAUUAUAGAUGGCGAGCAGCUAUCCAAAAUGGACAAGCCACCGUUCAUCUACUGCAACUCGUACACGAGUCCGAUUUCUAAUCUGAUGAUGUCCAGCGGCCAGUGCUCCCCAAGCGACACCCUGGACUCGGGCACGUGCAGCGACCUCGACGGUACGCCUCCGCCACUCCCCAAAAAGAAGACGUCCAAAUCGAGUUCAACGAAGAAAGCCGUCUCCGUCACGGUAAUUAGUUCGGCAAAAAAUCACGGCGAGGUCGAUUUUGAAGAUAACGACUCGAACAUAUCGUGCGACUCGUUAAAUAGUAGCGAGUUAAAUGGAAGCGUGCACGCCGAGGAAAGUCCCAGCGACGAUGCAAGCAAAAAAGAAACGAAACAGUCUUCCGAGCCUCCGCCCCGAGCCGCGAUCAAAGUGAACAAUAAAGACGGCAGCUUUCUACCGCAAGGUCUCCUGCAAGACAUACGAGAUCGCUCGGCAAAACUCACUGCUACCGAAAACGAAAGUGUGGACACGGUCGAUGCGGUCGAGGAAAUAAACGAAAAUAACGCGUUGACCCCAGAUAUUUCUAAAGAAAGUUCACAAUUAACGUCCUUCCUUCUGGUCUCGCAGUUGAACAAGGAAGUGAAUAAAAACAACGCAAACUUAUCGCCGCCGCCCGCGUGUAAAUCACCGAUAAUAAGGGAAAGCACCUACGAGGAGAGACAGCAGCUGGAAAAGAUGAAAGAAGAAAUUUGCUACAGUAGUCAUUACUUCGAUACGGAUAAAUUUUAUGAUUUCCACUUGAACGAGAAACAAUUUGACAAUGUGCCGGUGAAAAGUGAUAAUUGUGAUAAAAGUGCGACCGUCUCCGAUAUAGAGUAUUUCGCCGGAGUGAAAGAUUUCAAGUGCGAGGACGCGCAGUCUACGAUUAAAAGUUCAAAGGGAACCAUUCGCGGUGUUAAAAAUCGCGUGCGUGCCGGCAUCGCUACAUUCCUUCAGAUCCAGACCGCUACCAAGAGCUACAAGGAGCGCGACGCGGGGAAGGUCGUCGUCUACACGACGACGAUGGGCAUCGUCCGCGGGACGUACCAGCGGUGUGUCCUCGUCAAGAAGAUCCUGAGGAACCUGCUGGUGAAGUUCGAGGAGCGCGACGUGUUCAUGAGCUCGGAGUACCAGGACGAGAUCCGGGACAGGAUGCGCAGCGACCAGAUACUUGUGCCGCAGCUUUUCGUCGAUGGACAGCAUAUUGGGGAUGCAGACACAGUGGAAAAGCUAAACGAGAGCGGUGAGCUGAGGAAAAUGCUGAAGCCUUAUAAGAGUCCCGAUGCCUGCACGACGUGCAACAUGUGCGGUGGGUUCCGGCUCCUCCCCUGCAGGAUCUGCAACGGCUCCAAGAAGAGUCUCCAUAGGAACCAUUUCACUGCCGAAUUUGUCGCCUUGAAAUGUAUGAACUGCGACGAAGUCGGCCUCGUCAGAUGUGAAGCCUGCUCUUGAUUUUUCUUCGCUUUUUUUUCUUCACUCUCUCCAAAAAGAGAGAGAAAAUGGAAAAUUCCGUUAAGAAUAAUUUCCCGGCACUCAUCAGGUCAAAAUAAUUUAAAAAAGAGAUUUAUAAAUAAGAUUUACUCAAUCCAAAUACUGGUAAUUUAUUUAGUUACAGAAUCUUAAUUAUCUAAGAACAAACUAUACGAAUAAACAUUAAUUCUAAGUCCAGAUAAUGUUUUAGAUGUUACGAGUGACCUCAAUAUUUAAAGUACAUUGUCGUUUUAUAUGCCACGAUUAUAUUUAUAGUAUUCUAAUCCUAAUCUCUUUUAAUUAAUUUGUUUUAGAAUAAAUCUCGUAAGACCUUAUGAGAAGUUCGUAACAGUCAUAAAAAGUGGUGCUAUUUACUCGCUCUGAUGGUCAGAUAGAAAUACUGCCACUUUCUACGUAAGCUAGACAGAAAGUUGUGUAAAAAAAUAAGUGACUUUUAAUAUUAAUACAGUUGCAUACAUAACAACAUCGCUCGGAGUAUUGUGCAACUGCGAGCUAGUGUUUCCAUUAUUACAACUUUUGUAAUUAAAAUUAAACAAAUUCUGCUUUCUAAGCUACCACCUGUAUUUUGCUAAGUUCAGCUUAGUAGAAAAUUAAGGUAUUUGUAAUUUGUGUCACAAAAAUGUAUUAGAUCGAAAGAUUGAAUAAUGAUAUUGACAUUUUUAUUGUAAGUGCUACUAACUGUAGCUUUACUUAAAUACUACAUUGAAAUACUGAUCAUAAAAGAUAUCUUACAAGCUAACGUCAGUGCAGAAUAAUAUUGAUUACUUACUUACAAAAAAUAUUUCAAUAUUCUUAAUCCAUUCCAAAUUUUUGCACUUUUUUGUACAAAUUAUCUUCGUAUACUCAAAAAUAAAUUAGUUUUAAAAUCUUAAAAUAAUUAUUACUAUAAAUAUACAGCUAAAACUAACCUUAAAUAGUUAAAGAAUAAUUAAUGUGUAAGUAAUACAUAAGUGUAAAAAAUAUUUAAGUACUAAAAAUUUAAUGAAACUUGUGUUGUGACUGCUCAAACUAGUUAAACUCGUAGGAAUUAGAAUUUACAUACGUAUGCAUGUCAUGUUUUUAGAACUAUACUAGAUAUUGGAAUAUUAUGCCAUAGUUAAUUGCAAUAAAUUCUAGUUAAGAUAUAUUUGUUUAGAUACUGAAGAUUUGCAAUUUUAUUUUCUAGAAGGAAAUUAAUAGAAGUUUAAAAUUUUAAUACUGUAUUUUGUCGCGCUGUAGUGUGUAGGUUGUGCAGUGGCGGCGCAAGACCAAAAUUUUAUGUGGGUAAAAUAUAUUUUGCGAGGCCCCCUGAUGGAUGACGCAAGAAGACGGAUUUCGUUGAAAGAUUUUUUUUGAUACUCGUAAAUCCUAAAAAAAAACGUGCUGUCCAAGUGGCGCGAGGCCCCUAGGACCGCGAGGCCGUGGGCGGUCGGCCACACCGCCCACGCCUUACGCCGCCUCUGAGGUUGUGUGGCGGUAACCACAAUUAGCGUCACAAUCCUGCAUCGCGCUAUCGAAAUUUUCUAAGUGGAUAUGCCACCGUAGUUAAUAAAUAGCGCGGUAUGUAUAAUGUAGCAAAUCGGCUAGAACUAUAAACAAAUAUACAAGAUGUUAAUGUAAGCACCGCGGUUAUCCUAGAAAUCAUCAAAUGAGCCCGUCAAAAUGCACAACUUUUUCUAUGAGAACA